AUGGCAGAUAUUUCAGGAAAAAGCAACAAAUCAUUCGUUCUCGAAAAGCCUUUCUCUGUCAAAUUCGAAGAGAGACCAGUUCCCAAGCUCGAAUCUGAACACGAUGUCCUCAUUGCCAUAAACUAUACCGGUAUCUGUGGAUCCGAUGUUCAUUACUGGGUUGAAGGCGCAAUCGGUCCCUAUGUUGUGAAAGAUCCCAUGAUUCUUGGCCACGAGUCUGCUGGUACAAUUGUUAGCGUUGGUUCCGCAGUGAAAACUUUGAAGGUUGGAGAUCGUAUUGCCCUUGAGCCUGGUUAUCCAUGUCGUCGUUGUCCAGCUUGUCUUUCGGGUCAUUACAAUCUGUGUCCCGAAAUGCACUUUGCAGCUACCCCUCCUAUCGAUGGUACUCUUACAGGAUUCUAUUCUUCUCCAGCAGAUUUCUGUUACAAACUUCCUGAACAUGUAUCGCUUCAAGAAGGUGCUUUACUUGAGCCUCUUGCUGUCGCAGUCCACAUUUGCAAACAAGCCGUUAUUACCCCAGGACAAUCUGUCGUGGUAAUGGGAGCAGGUCCCGUUGGUCUGUUAUGUAUGGCAGUUGCUCGUGCAUACGGAGCAUCCAUCAUCGUCGCAGCAGAUAUCCAACCUAGCCGUCUCGAAUUCGCGAAAUCAUUUGCCGCUACCCACACUUUUACUCCUCAACGUGUCUCAGCUGCAGAGAACGCUGCAACACUGAAAUCUGAAAUUGGCCUCCCAGAAGGCGCAGAUGUUGUUAUAGAUGCCAGUGGAGCAGAGCCUUCCAUUCAAACCUCUAUAAAUGUCGUGCGUCGCGGAGGAACAUAUGUUCAAGGAGGAAUGGGUAAAGCAGACAUCAAUUUCCCCAUUAUGGAAUUGUGCACCAAGGAAAUCACUGCAAAGGGAAGUUUCAGAUAUGGAAGUGGUGAUUAUACAUUGGCUCUUCAAUUAGUUAGUACAGGAAAGGUAGAUGUCAAGAAGUUGAUUACUGGCGAAGUGCAAUUUGAGGAUGCGGAAGAGGCAUUCAAAAGUGUGAAGGAAGGAAAGGGGAUCAAGGUCUUGAUCAAGGGUCCCAAUGAAAAUUAA
This is a messenger RNA of Botrytis deweyae, 1077 nucleotides long. RefSeq lists its product as uncharacterized. Bases 1 to 1077 code for a protein of 358 amino acids. Gene Ontology annotation, molecular function: zinc ion binding; L-iditol 2-dehydrogenase (NAD+) activity. The record is from RefSeq and is a predicted model, not a curated record. NCBI's taxonomy places the organism in Eukaryota, Fungi, Ascomycota, Leotiomycetes, Helotiales, Sclerotiniaceae. Gene Ontology annotation, biological process: D-sorbitol catabolic process. The transcript is spliced from 2 exons.